AUUCAGCGCAGCUGCAAAAACAUCUCUCUAUCGCGGCCGUACUAGUCAUUCUUACAAUUAGAUGCUCUUAGGAUUUCUCUUUUCUGUUGAAAGAUGCAUAAUAGUAUUUUUUAGCAUCUGUAAUUGACUCGUUUUUUUACAAUCUUAACUCCAAUAUGCAUAGUUUUAACACAGUUAAAAAAAGAAACAAACUCCAAGACUUUUCUAAAAAUUUUUGAUUUUACUGCUCUUAUUCUCUCACGAAUUUUAAACCUGUGAAUUGUUUGCAAACUUUCAAUAUGUCAAAUAAAUAUGAAGGAAACUUGUGUGUGUCAAAAAAUUUGUUGACUGGGCAAUUGAUAUUUUUAUAACAUGUUAACAGUUGUGAUAUGACUGUGUUGAAACAAUAAAAAAUGCAAUAAACGCAAUUGAGUUCUUCGUAUUGUAUUCUGUGUGCUGUAAUAAUUAAGUUUUGUCCAAAGUUAAAAUGUCCAAUUCGGAGACUGGCGUGGGAUGCAUUAGCGAGGUAACACUUGCAAUUGGUAAAGCAAGAAGUUCUCAGGCAGGUACCAUGAGAGUCCCUGAUAGUCCCGACUCCGAUGGAUCUGGCCAAUCUAUUUCAUACACUGUGCAACGAUUUAAUUAUACCAAUGAUAGCAAUGCUAACUCCAGUAUUCUUCAGUCACCUCUUACUAGUGAUGACUUGAGAAUACCUAUUAUUGGUUAUGAGAUUAUGGAAGAAAGAGCUAGAUUUACAGUUUACAAACUUCGAGUUGAAUUAAAAAACGGUGAUUGCUGGUUUGUGUUCAGGAGGUACACAGACUUUGUUCGAUUACUAGCGCAAUUGAAAAGACAAAAAGUUCCUAUCGCUCAUUUGGCGUUACCAAGAAAGAAAUGGCUUGGUGAUAAUUUUGCUCCAAGUUUUUUAGAAGAAAGGAUUUGCGGCCUUCAGACAUUUGUCAAUGGCAUAUUAAGUAGUCCACUUCUCAUAGGUGUUUCAUGUGUAAGAGAAUUCUUUUGUUUGGAUGAUCCUCCUAUUUUAUCUGAUACAGCAGAAGAAUCUAGGGCAAUAUUUGAAGCACUGCAAGAUACAAUAUAUAAUUUGAGACAACAGUUAAGAGAAUGUGAUACAGCACUUGCAUCUGAAAAGGCUUUAUGUAAUGAAUUCCGAAAAAAACUUCAUCAGAUAUUAAGUGAAAGACAAACUUGUUCAAAAUGUGGUGCAACUCAAUAAUAAUUUUAUAGACUGGAUUAUAAUAUUAGCAAUACAAGAUAGAUAUGAAUAACACAUUGUGUUAUUCGUAAUGUUAGAUCUGAUUAGAGUUAAUUUGUACAGAUUUUAAUUCAAUAUUUUAAAAAGCAUAGAAAA
This is a messenger RNA of Monomorium pharaonis (pharaoh ant), 1348 nucleotides long. It is a transcript of the gene Snx16, whose product is annotated as sorting nexin-16. The transcript has 5 exons. The record is from RefSeq and is a predicted model, not a curated record. NCBI's taxonomy places the organism in Eukaryota, Metazoa, Arthropoda, Insecta, Hymenoptera, Formicidae. Gene Ontology annotation, biological process: protein targeting to lysosome; early endosome to late endosome transport; endosome to lysosome transport. Gene Ontology annotation, molecular function: phosphatidylinositol binding. The coding region runs from base 467 to 1213 and encodes 248 amino acids. Gene Ontology annotation, cellular component: late endosome; extrinsic component of endosome membrane; early endosome.